AUGGAGGGAUAUUUCCGCCGCUGCUGCAGCGGCGUAGCCAGGGUUACUCUUAUCGCCUGGGCCAGCUGCCGCAGGGCAAAGAAAGUGGUCGGCCCUCUACGCCCCAGCUCCUACUUCUCCGCCGGUUGGCCGGCCCUCUACGCCUCCGUCCUCUACGGCGGCGUCUUCGGCCUCCUCUCCAUGGGCGCCGCCCUCUCUGUCGCUGUUUCGGCCACGGUGGUGACCUGGAUCACCGUCCUCAUGUUGCUCGCCUUCGCGUGGAAACCAAGGGGGACGCUGCCUCGCCUUCCUGCAGCCAAAAACCUAGCUGCCGCUCCUUCAAAACCCUGCUCGCCUUUCUCCUCCCGCCCCUUCCACCUGGUCUCUCGCGUCUUCUCUCCUUCCUCCCGGAUCAACCGCCGCCUCCCGCUCCCCUCCGCAUCGCCGGCGGCCGCCUCCUCCGCCCCCUCUCCUCUCUCUCCCCCGGCCCGGAAGCUCGAUUCGAGGAAGACAGCAGCAGCCGCCAUCGAGAAUCAGCAGCAUGGCUCCGCUUCUGUGCAGAGGAGGACGGUUAUCAGACUCACUUGCUGGAGGCUUCAGCAGCGAGAGAGCAGAGCCAGAUUCAUCCCGUCAAGGGCCUUUUUCUUGUGCACCAGUAUUGAUUUGAGGAGCUUGCAGGCCCAGAACGCGUUCAAUGUGAUUCCGCCGAAUUCUCGGGCCACGAAUUAUGUGGUGCUUAGGUACUAUGAUGUCAAGGGCGAUCAGCAAGGUCUGGAAGUUGGUCUGAUAAAUGAGAGUCACUGCCAUUAUAUGGUAGUAUUUCAGUAUGGUUCUAUUGUCCUAUUUAACGUUUCUGAUCACGAGGCUGAUGGAUAUCUGAAGAUUGUCGAAAAGCAUGCUUCUGGCUUGCUAACAGAGAUGCGGAAGGAUGACUAUGCAGUUGUGGAAAAACCAACUUUGGACUCUUGGAUGCAAGGAGGUCUUGACUACAUAAUGCUCAAGACUCUGAGCAUAGAUGGCAUUCGUACUAUUGGAAGUGUCCUGGGUCAAAGUAUUGCUCUGGAUUACUAUAUUCGACAAGUUGAUGGAAUGGUUGCAGAAUUCACAGAUAUCAACCGUGGAAUGGAGAAAACUGGUACCUUCACUAUGAAAAGGAAAAAACUCUUUCAGUUAGUGGGCAAGGCAAACUCAAAUCUUGCAGAUGUCAUUCUUAAACUCGGGCUCUUUGAGAGAUCUGACAUCGCUUGGAAAAAUGCAAACUAUGCUCAAAUCUGGGAGUAUCUUCGGGAUGAAUAUGAACUAACUCAAAGAUUUGGCAGUCUUGAUUUUAAGUUGAAGUUCGUUGAGCAUAAUAUUAGAUUCCUCCAGGAGAUUCUCCAAAAUAGAAAAUCUGACUUUUUGGAAUGGCUUAUUAUUAUUUUGAUAAGCGUGGAGAUCCUCAUCUCUGUUUUUAACAUUGUUCGUGAAUCAUCAAUUACUUCCUUAUAGUAUGCAGAGGAUCUACAACAAAACCAGGGUUGAGAAAAGAGGUGUUGUGCGAAUGUAUCUCUACUUCUGUAACUAGUUCAGAGAUUUUUGACGAUUAGGUUUCUCCUGGUUAUUGUUGGAGUAAAGCGAAAAUCAGGGUGUUAUAUGAAAGAUUGUUCAAUAAGUGGAUAAUCUCCAGCUUCAGAUCUUUGGACUUGGGCAUUUUUUGCAUGUACAGAGGCUAAUAGAAGAGAGCUUCAUCUUCAAAUGAUUCACAUAUUGCAAAGUUCUUUGGUGCAUUGUACAUCUAACUUCAAUUUUAUUUUUAAUGCAAUGAUAAUCUCAUCA
This is a messenger RNA of Asparagus officinalis (garden asparagus), 1794 nucleotides long. RefSeq lists its product as uncharacterized. The transcript has 10 exons. NCBI's taxonomy places the organism in Eukaryota, Viridiplantae, Streptophyta, Magnoliopsida, Asparagales, Asparagaceae. The record is from RefSeq and is a predicted model, not a curated record. The coding region runs from base 1 to 1467 and encodes 488 amino acids.